CAAGAGGAUUCUCUACAGUUAACUAGGUAUGGGGGGUACAGCGUAGAAGGAGAGUGCUAUUUACAUAAAUAGGGGAGCUGUAGUCGGAACUGAUUGUGAAUAGUGAGCGUAGACUCUGUUUUUAAUGUGUGCAGGUUAUUUGGUGAAAGCGACUAGCAGUAUCUGGGGAGACGUCAAGAUUAGAAAGAGCAUUUUAGAGUCAUGAAAAAGGAGAUGAAAAUUGAAUCUCAAAUGUACAGAAAGCACAGAGAACACAGGCAACCUUGAAUCUGGGGGAUAAGAAGUAAAAGGAAAGCUGAGAAAAUACUUAUUCAGAAGAUCCAAGAGGUUGAGCGUCCCAGGGUUCAAUCCCAGGUGCCAAAAAGAGAGAGAGGAGGAGGGAAUGCACUAGAGAGACUGAUUUCUGUCUUCACCCCCACGCGGUGGCGCACGCCUCUCCCUCGCCCAGCCCAGGUCCGACCCAGCUCCCACCCCCGCGCGGAACUGGGUCGCCGCUCAUUCCCCUGGAGAUGCUGCAGCGAUGGCGACCGUAGCAGGUGAUGCAGCCUACUUCCGGAGGGGCAGUCUGUUCUGGUUCACAGUCAUUACCCUCUCCUUUGGCUACUACACGUGUGUUGUCCUCUGGCCUCAGAGUAUCCCUUAUCAGAGCCUUGGACCUCUGGGCUACUUUACUCAGUAUUUGGUGAACCACCAUCACACCCUCCUGCAUAAUGGGUAUUGGCUUGCCUGGCUGAUUCACGUGGGAGAGUCCUUAUAUGCCAUGGUAUUGUGCAAGUAUAAAGGAAUCACAGACAGUCGGGCUCAACUACUCUGGUUCUUGCAGACUUUCCUCUUUGGGAUAGCAUCUCUCUCCAUCUUGAUUGCUUACAGGCCAAAGCGCCAAAAACACAGUUAAAGGAGAAAGCCAAAACUUC
This is a messenger RNA of Urocitellus parryii (Arctic ground squirrel), 914 nucleotides long. It is a transcript of the gene Tmem254, whose product is annotated as transmembrane protein 254. The record is from RefSeq and is a predicted model, not a curated record. NCBI's taxonomy places the organism in Eukaryota, Metazoa, Chordata, Mammalia, Rodentia, Sciuridae.